UGGGUAGUCGGAAAACGCACAAAGUAUUCUCGCUGCUCGUUCAUUCAUUCGUUGCAGGUUGGGUAAACUUGAAAUACAGAAUACGGACCGUAAGAAAGAACAACUUCGUUCCCGUUGAAAGGACCCUUGCAAAUAUGUCCAUUGGCGUGCCCAUCAAAGUUCUGCAUGAAGCAGAGGGCCACAUUGUGACCUGUGAGACCAACACUGGUGAAGUGUACAGGGGCAAGCUCAUUGAGGCUGAGGACAACAUGAACUGCCAGAUGUCCAAUAUCACUGUGACGCAUCGGGAUGGCCGUGUAGCCCAAUUGGAGCAGGUCUAUAUCCGGGGCAGCAAGAUUCGCUUCCUGAUCCUACCGGACAUGUUAAAAAACGCCCCUAUGUUAAAGAGCAUGAAAAACAAGAACCAGGGCUCUGGAGCAGGAAGGGGGAAGGCAGCCAUUCUCAAAGCUCAGGUGGCUGCAAGAGGACGGGGUCGUGGUGGAGGGAUAGGAAGAGGAACUAUUUUCCCGAAAAGGCGGUAGUAUCUGCGUUGGUUAGUUUAAAACGAUUGCAUUGUACAGUUUAUUUUUAUUUGUAGAGAAUUUGGUACUCUACCUGAUCUAAUUAUUUUCCUAGCCUUUUAAUUUUUUUCAAAACCUGCUUUUUGACAUUGUACUUUUUCAUUUUUAAAUAAAUUGUUCUCCUGUCAAUUUGAA
Oncorhynchus masou masou (cherry salmon) is the source of this 695-nucleotide messenger RNA. RefSeq names its product small nuclear ribonucleoprotein Sm D3-like. Gene Ontology annotation, cellular component: precatalytic spliceosome; catalytic step 2 spliceosome; pICln-Sm protein complex. The record is from RefSeq and is a predicted model, not a curated record. Gene Ontology annotation, biological process: RNA processing; spliceosomal snRNP assembly. Gene Ontology annotation, molecular function: RNA binding. The coding region runs from base 135 to 521 and encodes 128 amino acids. NCBI's taxonomy places the organism in Eukaryota, Metazoa, Chordata, Actinopteri, Salmoniformes, Salmonidae. The transcript is spliced from 4 exons.